CAGAGACUGGUUCCAGUUCUGGGAUAGCAUCACACAGAGGACGGAAGCAGAGGAAGAAGCAGCAGCAGUUUCUACUCUGGUGAACUAUAAGAAAUGCUCUCCCGAUUAAGAGCAGUUGCCACUCCCUGUGUUUUGGCAUGUCGCACCGUGCACACCAAAGAAAAAGGCAAGCCUCUGAUGUUAAAUCCAAGAACAAACAAGGGCAUGGCUUUUACACUACAGGAAAGACAAAUGCUUGGGCUACAAGGGCUUUUACCUCCUAAAAUAGAGACACAAGACAUUCAAGCCUUACGCUUCCAUAAGAAUUUGGCAAAAAUGAGUGACCCCUUGGAAAAGUAUAUCUACAUAAUGGGAAUCCAAGAGCGAAAUGAAAAGUUAUUUUACAGGAUAUUACAGGAUGAUAUUGAGAGAUUAAUGCCAAUAGUUUAUACACCAACAGUAGGUUUAGCCUGUUCCCAAUAUGGACAUAUCUUUAGGAGACCAAAAGGAUUGUUUAUUUCUAUCUCAGACAGAGGUCAUAUCAGGUCAAUUGUGGACAACUGGCCAGAAACUGAUGUUAAGGCUGUUGUAGUAACUGAUGGAGAGAGAAUACUAGGUCUUGGAGAUCUGGGUGUCUAUGGAAUGGGAAUUCCUGUAGGAAAACUGUGUUUGUAUACAGCAUGUGCUGGAAUACGGCCAGAUAAAUGCCUGCCUGUGUGUAUCGACGUUGGUACUGACAAUCAAACCUUGUUAAAAGAUCCAUUUUACAUGGGCCUGUACCAAAAAAGAGACCGCUCACAGCUUUAUGAUGAUCUUAUUGAUGAGUUUAUGGAAGCCAUUACAGACAGGUAUGGCCACAACACACUUAUUCAGUUUGAAGACUUUGGGAAUCAUAAUGCUUUCCGGUUUCUAAGAAAAUACAGAGAGAAAUAUUGCACCUUCAACGAUGAUAUUCAGGCAGCCACAGAGCAUAAAGUUUUGUUUCUUGGAGCAGGAGAGGCUGCUCUUGGGAUUGCAAACCUCAUUGUUAUGGCUAUGAUGGAAAGUGGUAUUUCUGCAGAAGAGGCGUAUAAAAAAAUAUGGAUGUUUGAUAAAUAUGGUCUAUUGGUUCAGGGCCGAGAACAAAAGGUAGACGCCAAUCAAGAACCAUUUACGCACCAACCUCCAGACCAGGUGCCAAAGACCUUUGUAGAUGCAGUGAAUGUACUUCAGCCAUCAGCCAUUAUUGGAGUUGCAGGGGCUGGCCGGCUUUUUUCACAUGAUGUGAUUAAAGCAAUGGGUUCCAUCAAUGAAAGACCUAUCAUAUUUGCACUAAGUAACCCUACAGCGAAAGCGGAAUGCACUGCUGAAGAAGCUUAUACAUUAACAGAGGGGCGGUGUUUGUUUGCCAGUGGUAGUCCCUUUGAGCAUGUGGUUUUGAAAGAUGGACGAUCCUUCAGACCAGGCCAGGGAAACAAUGCCUAUAUUUUUCCAGGUGUGGCUCUGGCUGUCAUCCUCAGUGGUGUUCGGCAUAUUAGUGAUAACGUCUUCCUUGAGGCUGCAAAGGCAUUGACAGACCAGUUGACUAAUGAGGAACUUGCUCAAGGAAGGCUUUAUCCACCCAUGUCCAACAUAAAAGAAGUCUCUAUUUGCAUUGCUGUUAAAGUUAUGGAAUUUAUGUACGCAAACAACAUGGCUUUUCAUUACCCUGAACCUGCCGACAAGAGCCAAUAUAUACUAUCAAAGGUUUGGAGCUACGAGUAUGAAUCCUUCUUGCCAGAUGUGUAUGACUGGCCUGCGUCUUCGACAAAGCCAUCUAAAAUGCACUGACAUACCAAAAGAUUGCACUCCUUGUGUGCUGACUUCUACUCUGCAGGGAAUCCUUUUCAGACCAAUUUAUGAUCAUGACUUUUGCAACUUGUAACUUAUUUUCCAUCAUUUUGUUGUCUCCUAUCUACCCCCUUUUGCGUGACAGUUUCCCAUAAAAAUCUGAUAGGAGCCAUUGCCAAUACAGUUUAUCACAUGAAUAGGAUAGCUAUCCAAAGUUUAAUUUAAAUGACCAUAAUGUUGUAAUUUGAAUUUGGAGCCCUCAUCACACCAAAAACAAAAAAGGCAUUUUAGCCAUAGACAAAUGAUAAUGAACUAUAUCUCUUCAUCUCAUCAUUGCUGAUUGCCAAGAUAUUUGAUUUUGCUUUUUAAUAAAUCUUCUAUUUUCUUCACUGUCAUCACAACCAAUGAAUUGUGACACCAUAGGAAGAAUCUGUCAAGGGAAUAAGCCAGAUGUAUCCAAAUGGCAGAUUCUGUUCAAUCUGCAGAACAAAGCUACAGGUGUCCUUGCUUCAUUCAGCCUUCUGUUCUGUGGUUGUACUUUUGAAAUUCUUGGCUGUAGGGUGUCCAAUGUUGUGUGCAAUUUAAAAUUUGGAAUAAUAUUUGUACUCUACAAUUUAAUCAUUGUAUGGAAUUCAUUAACAGAAAAAACUGAAUUAGUUUGAAAAACAUGAUUCUUGGGAAGACUGCAAAUAAUCACAUCAUCGUUUUUUAUGUAAGCAAAAGAAGGUAAAUUAUUGCAGAUUAUUCUACUUUUUGGGAUGCAGUUUAUAAAUGAAGAUCCUUUAUAGAGAGCUGCAGAAGCUAUGAGUGGUUCAGUUUAGCUGCAGAACUUGGACACUAUCUGCCAAAAGAUUUUAGUUUGAUAUGUUUUCUUUUUAAGGUUCUGCUGCUUUAAGCAAACCUCUCAGCAUUGUGUUCUUCCAAAAACUUGUAUCUUUUGUUUUCACAUGAGGAGUUUGUAGAGCCAGGUGGAACAUCACUGACCAGAAAUGACUCCAAAACAGACCUAUUUGGUGCUUUGAACAAAGGUUAUUCACCCCCCUUUUUUCUGGUACUGAUAAAGCUGGAACAGUGGGUCUUGCACCAGCUGUUGAUAUGUGCAUUUCCAAUGGUUUGGCUGCUUGUUUCCUACAGACUUUGCAUAGUAGACUUCUAUUCACACUGAACAACUGGUAGUCUUGAAAGGUGUGACUUUUCUCAGGUUGUCAGUUGAUCCUUUGUUCCUCUUCGUGCCACAAAAUGUGAAUUUAAUUUCAUUUCUAUCCAGUUAUUCCAUAUAAAGUCAGAUGUUGUGGCCAGAUCAUUGCUAGAUUAGCUCUUUUUUCUUCCCUCACAGAUUCAUUCAAGUUAUCCUCCAGUUGCUUUGAAAGCCCUGAAUUUGACAUGACUAUUAUUUUUUGGAUUCCUUCUCGUUUCUCCCCAUAUACUCUCUGAGUGAAAUCCAGUGCUCCACAUUAGUAGACCCAGAAUGUGGCUAUUGUUGAUUGUCUGUGAUGUUGUUAAAACCAGAGAAAGGGUAACAUAAGAUUAGACAAAGGGGACCACGUGCUUUAUCGAUGUUUUGCUGUGUCUAGAACCAGUGGCAGAAAUCAAUAACUCUUUUGCCUGAGCUAAUAGGCUAGAAGCCAAGAUCCAGGUACAAGAGUAAACUUGGUGAGGCAAAUGUGUGCACAACAGGAUAAGUAAUCAUUCCCCCUCCCCCUUGAAGAGGAUGUAGAGCCCCCUGUCUUUUUUUAUUGCUUACUCUGUUAUGGUCCUAAAAUAAAUAGAUAGAUUGCUUUAGUCUUUUUAAGAGCAAAAGGUGAUAGGAAGAAAAGUACAAUUUGCAGGGGAUUUUAAUUAGGUGAAGAGAGACUGCUGAGAUAUUUGGAAAAAGCAAUGAUGGGAAAAUUACUUGACAAUUUACUAAGGCUUUUGAUAAAAUACAGUGUGUGGUAAUGGCUCUAAAUUCUACAUUGUGUUUUGAGAAUUAUGAGGUUUGUAAUUUAUAUAUGUAUAAAAAAGACCAACACUUGUGGUGUUUUUACAAAGAAUGCCUUUUCAUCUAUUUUUGUGAUGCUUGGUUUCUAAUGUAUUUAUACGUUAAUUUAAACGUGAAUCUUAUUCUGAGAUUGUUAUUUAUUUAGUACAGAAAAUAACUACCAGAUAUUCUGAAAACCCAAAUCUCACCAAAGGAAGAACUGAGAAUUAGUUAUUUGUAUAUAAGUGGAAUUCCUCAUUAUGCAACAAAUGUUUCCCCAUUUCUUCCAGUGAAGAUGUGAAUAUAGCAAAUCAAAAAAAAAAGCACUCCAUGUGUUGCCCGCAUGGCAUGUGUUGAAGAUGAGUCUUUUGUAACUUGGGACAGCAAUGACCUUGGAGACUGUGUGCUCAGCCAUUAUUAUACCUUGUGACUAAAUAGGAACAUACAUGGAUCCAUUUAGGGCCUUAUUUCUCAGACAAGCUGAGCAGCCACAAUUCAAAGUCAAUGGGAACUAUAGGUACCCUGCACUUGUGAAAAUCAGGCCAUUUAAGACUGAUCACAGUAGGUUACAGCCUAAGGCUGUAAGGGUAGCAGCUAAUACUGUCAACCAAAACACUGAAAAAAAUUGGCAGUGGUUUCCAAUAAAGGUGUGUGUACCUCGAUUCCUGUUUGCAUAAAACAUGUUCUAUUAUUUUCCUGCUGUAGGAGCCAAGAGCAUUUGCAUUGCUCAAAAGUGACUUGUUUUGGCAUUGACCAGCUGUGAAUAUUUUUGAAACUUCAUCUGAAAUACAAGAUGCCACUGUAAAGGAAAGGAAGAAGCAUAGCUCUCCUGCCUGAGUCUAAGUCCCUGUCUGUAUUACAUCUAUAACUGAAACAGAAGACCUAUUUAAAAUAUACAGUAAACUUCCGAUAAUCCGGCACCUUUAGGACCCAGGGGGUGCCGGAUUAUCAGAUAUACCGGACUAUUGGAAGGGGGGGGCUAUGAGGGA
Molecule: messenger RNA, 4737 nt
Organism: Pelodiscus sinensis (Chinese soft-shelled turtle)
Lineage: Eukaryota; Metazoa; Chordata; Testudines; Trionychidae
Source: RefSeq, a predicted model, not a curated record